This is a messenger RNA of Nicrophorus vespilloides, 1522 nucleotides long. RefSeq names its product cyclin-dependent kinase-like 1. Lineage: Eukaryota; Metazoa; Arthropoda; Insecta; Coleoptera; Silphidae. Gene Ontology annotation, cellular component: nucleus. The coding region runs from base 338 to 1468 and encodes 376 amino acids. Gene Ontology annotation, molecular function: cyclin-dependent protein serine/threonine kinase activity; ATP binding. The record is from RefSeq and is a predicted model, not a curated record. The transcript is spliced from 7 exons. Gene Ontology annotation, biological process: protein phosphorylation.
GAUAUAUUAGAUACGAUUUCUGUAAUUAAUCAAUCGAUAGUAUGGCACAUUCCGUGUCAUAUAAAUAACUUGGCAUUACGAAGUGGAAUCACUAAAAGCGAUGUUAUCAUCGCUUAUGAGCCCCAACACCCCAGCACCGUUUGCAAUUCAAAAACCAUUAAACGGGUGAAGGGCAAAAUCUAACCUUACCACAUAUUAACAUAAAAAAACAAUGCGCGUGAUUGAAGUAAACAAGCUGUGAGGGAGGGUCGUGAUUGUUAUCUUUAAUUAACAUUCGGUGGGCUAAAUUUCGCAUAUCUGUUCGGGAUUUUGAAAGAGGCAAUGUUUCGGACACUUGAUGAUGGCAAGAAACUGGAAAAAGGACGGCUCGGAAUUAGGAUUGAUCCUACGUGCAAACAGACGGCAGAGGACUCCUUCGAAGACCAUGGAAAGGUACGAGAAGCUAAGCAAACUGGGCGAAGGAAGUUACGGGUUGGUCUACAAGUGCAGAAAUCGCGACACAGGCGAAAUUGUCGCAAUCAAAAAAUUCGCGGAGAGUGAGGACGACCCGUUGAUCAGGAAAAUCGCGCUCAGGGAAAUCAGAUUGCUGAAGAAUUUGAAGCAUCCAAAUUUAGUAAAUCUACUUGAAGUGUUUAGAAGAAAACGAAGACUACAUUUGGUAUUCGAAUACUGUGAACGGACUGUUUUGAACGAACUGGAAAGAUAUCCAAGAGGUUGUCCUGAAUUGUUGACGCAACAAAUCGUUUGGCAAACUCUUCAGGCGGUUGCAUAUUGCCACCAACGGGGUUGCAUCCACAGAGAUAUAAAACCGGAAAAUAUAUUACUGACAGGGAAUGGUGUAGUGAAACUGUGCGAUUUCGGAUUUGCAAGGAUGUUGAGUCCUGGUGAAAAUUAUACCGAUUACGUGGCAACUAGAUGGUACAGGUCACCUGAGCUUUUGGUUGGAGACACCCAGUAUAGUACACCGGUCGACGUUUGGGCCAUUGGAUGCGUUUUGGCGGAACUCAUCAAAGGCGAAGCUCUGUGGCCUGGAAAAUCAGAUGUAGACCAACUAUACCUUAUCAGGUGUACAGUGGGAGACCUAUUACCUAGACACAUGCAAGCCUUCAAAACAAACGACUUCUUCCGAGGAGUUGUCCUACCAGUACCUCAACAAAUGUACCCAUUAGAAGUGAAACUUCCAAUGUGUACACCAACAACAUUAGAUUUCCUCAGGAGAUGCGUAGACAAAGAUCCAGGAAAACGUUGGACGUGCGAUCAACUUCUCACUCACAAGUAUUUUGAUGGUUUCCACUUCAAAAUAGAUGAGGAUGAAAUACAACACUUUGAGAAAAUAACGCGAGAAAAGUCAAGGAAUUCUAGCAAUAGCAUGACUCUUCCGCAACUCACAAAACCGAUCAGUCCAUUCAAAACGUCUCAGCAACAAUCACAGAAGUCGAACAAAAUUGAGCAUUUACCGACCAUAUGACAAAAAUUUUCCCUAUUCAAAUGACUAGUCUAUAAGCCUUAACAAAUUAUUAUA